AUGCAUCGAAGCCGGACACCUCACCCUCGACGAGCCCACUCCCGCAUCCUGCCCGAACUUGCCUCUCGCCCCAUUCUGGAAUCCUUCUCCGACUCCGGUCCCGUCUACCGUCCUAGCACCACUCCUAUAACAGCGAGGCAUCUUCUAACCCAUACUUCAGGGCUCGGAUACUACUUCCUGCAUCCUUUACUUACCAAAUGGGCUAAUCACGCACAACGUCCACCCACUAAUCUGGUCGUGGAGAAGUACAAUUACCCCCUCCUCUUCGAACCCGGCGAAGGCUGGCAAUACGGCUGCGGACUCGAUUGGGCUGGCGUGGCAGUUGCGCGGAUCUCAGGCAUGAACCUAGAAGACUACAUGAUCGAGCGCAUCUGGAAACCCGUCGGUCGCUCAGCUCCCUUCCCUACAUUCCACCUCUCCCGCCACUCAGAGUACAAAGCGCGGCUACUGCAGAUGGUCAAGCGCUCCAAUACAGGCCGCCUUGAGCCCGCUGAGCUACCUGUAGGCGACAACCCAGAUGACGAAGAAGGCGGUGCCGGCCUCACGAUGACUAUGCGCGACUUCACUGCCGUGCUUGCCGACCUCGUCUCCGGUGACCCGAAACUCCUGACACCAGCCACGAUCUCCAUGGCCUUCGAACCCCAAAUCCCCUCUUCCUCCCCCGCCAUCCCCAUGCUAAAGCAGCUCCGUCCUGCAUGGGACAUGGUCUCCGGCCCCGUGCCCUCCGAGAGCGUGAACCACGGGCUUCUGGGCCUGUUGCUACAAGGCGAGGCCCCGGAGAUCAAGCAGCCUGCAGGUCUGAUGGUCUGGGGUGGCGCGGCGAAUGUGCUGUGGUUUGUGGGCAGGGAGGAGGGGGUGGCGGGGUGUUUUGCUACGCAGGUGCUGCCUUUGGGGGAGCAGAGGGUUAAGGAAUUGGCGAAUGCUUGGAGGAGGGACUUUUGGGGAGGCUGGAGGGAGGGGAGGGCGUGA
Molecule: messenger RNA, 969 nt
Organism: Saxophila tyrrhenica
Lineage: Eukaryota; Fungi; Ascomycota; Dothideomycetes; Mycosphaerellales; Extremaceae
Exons: 1
Coding region: 1-969 (322 amino acids)
Source: RefSeq, a predicted model, not a curated record